Molecule: messenger RNA, 372 nt
Organism: Rotaria sp. Silwood2
Lineage: Eukaryota; Metazoa; Rotifera; Eurotatoria; Philodinida; Philodinidae
Source: the annotation of a GenBank genome assembly
AUGCGACCAUUACCACGUCCUCAAAGUGUUGAACCAUUUUUUCAAACACAUCAAAUACCAAUACUGGAGAACGAUGAAGAUGAACAUCUACCGACGGCGGCAUAUGCACAUGUGAAAAAAAAAUCUGAACGACCACCAAUUACACCGCCACGAACACCACAGACAUCAACCAUACGUGAAGUCAAACCGAAACGGCCACCACCACCGGCUGACUAUGCUAAUCUUCCACCUGAACCACCAGCUCGACCGGCAGUACAUCGAGAAACGUCGUCAACUAUGAAUCCUGAUGAUGCUCUUCUUGCAGCUAUUCGUCUAGCAACAGAUCUUGAUCCGAAUAAACAAGCUGAGCAAAUCGUUAUGGCUAAUAGCUAA